CCGGAACCGCACUGUCACCGGAAUACACCUCUUUGUCGAGAUUUCUUGACCGCUUCGCUAGCCUCUCUUCUCUCCGCGCGAAGUCGAAGAGAAAAGAAUAAAAGAUUGGUCGAUGAUGCCAUGGAGAGCAGGCGGGCGAAGCCCUUCCAUUCCUCCCUCCUCAUCGGCUCAUCCGCCCCAACCAGCGGACGAGGAAGAGGAAGCCGCUUUCGCCACCUCCGAUCAGAGGACUCUCUACCUCGUCAAUAUUUUCAUUGGCAACACCGCACGCUUCCUCAACAACUUCGCCGACGUCUGUCAGGACAAGCUCGCCAACGUCCACAGUGUAAUGCAUGUUGGCGAUUGGACCUACGAGUUGCAAAGUGCCUGCAGCAAUGGAGAAUCUUGCGGUUAGAUGCAAGUCUUACUCUUUUAGAAGCAAAGUUAAGGAGCACAUGUCCCAAGCAAGAGUUUGAGGAUGACAGUGGCUUCAAAACCAUGGGUUCUAUUCUUUCUAACCUGUUGCCACUUGAUAAUUCAUUAUAUUCACCUCGUGUAUCCAGUGAAUCUUUAAGGGCUUCUACCGAUGUUCAGCAGAUAAGUUCAGCAUUAUCAUUCUCUGAAAGGUCCCAGAGCCAAACUUCAUCAGAGUAGUUAUAUUAGCGGUACUAUCAUGUCAAAUACUGCUAUUUUGGAGCGAAAAACAAUCCAUUUCUAAUAAGCUUGACGUGCUCUACAUGAACCAGCAUGGGCCCUAUUAGUUGGAGAUCGUCUCCAUGUUAUGCCAUUUUCAGUUCUCACAAAACUUGGUCUGCCAAACUUGAAAUUAUUGUUAGUAAAUAUUAGCAUUUUUGGCUGCCAGCUGGCUGGCUGGGUUGCUUGGUUUUCUUGUUAAUGAGUGAUACUACUGAGGAUUGAUUUGACUCAGGUCGAUGAGAUGGAGCUGAUGAUGGAAAGCUGAGGUUGGCGGCUCAGGACUCUAGAUGCUGAUUAGAGAGCUCAUUGCAGUUGGAGAGAAUCGGUUCUUCGCUCCAACCUCUAAAAAGGUCAUGAGGUGUAACAAAUUAGAGAAGUCUUUUUAUCAGGGAUUUUCUGGUGGAAGAUCUUCCAAAGCCUAAGUUAGUUUACCUCAUGAAAUAAAAAAAAUCUUUUUGAUUCUAAACCAGUUCCUAUAAUUUACAAAAUUCAAAUAAA
Messenger RNA from Elaeis guineensis (African oil palm), 1173 nucleotides. RefSeq lists its product as uncharacterized. Gene Ontology annotation, biological process: actin filament polymerization; exocytosis. Gene Ontology annotation, cellular component: WASH complex. The record is from RefSeq and is a predicted model, not a curated record. Lineage: Eukaryota; Viridiplantae; Streptophyta; Magnoliopsida; Arecales; Arecaceae.